AAACAAACACGAGAAAGCUUCAAUGGAGAAGAGUAAUGGCCUACAAGUGAUUCUGUUUCCACUUCCAUUACAAGGCUGCAUCAACCCUAUGAUUCAGCUUGCAAAGAUCCUCCACUCAAGAGGUUUCUCAAUCACUGUUAUCCACACGUGCUUCAACGCUCCAAGAGCUUCAAGCCACCCUUUCUUCAAACUCCUACAAAUUCCAGAUGGCUUGUCUGAAAUAGAGACAAGAUCUCACGAUGUUAAUCUGAUGCUCACUCUUCUCAAUGAAAGAUGCGAGUCCCCAUUUCGUGACUGUUUGACUAAGCUGUUGCAAGCUCCAGAUUCAGAAACAGAGCGAAAGAAACAGAUGAUUAGCUGUUUGAUCCAUGAUUCUGGAUGGACCUUCACAGAACCUCUAGCCAAGAGUUUGAAUCUUCCGAGAUUGGUCCUUAACGCAACAAAGGCUUCCUUCUUUCGCGGUCAUUUUGCUCUUCCUCAGCUCCAUCGUGAAAGACAUCUUCCACUACAAGAUUCAGAACAAGAGGAUCCGGUUCGAGAGUUUCCGCCGCUUCGAAAGAAAGAUGUCUACCGGCUUCUUGAUGAAGAAUCGGAGGUACUAGAUGCGUACUUGAAUCGGAUUUACGACGCAACAAAGUCAUCUUCAGGUCUCAUAUUCAUGUCAUGUGAAGAGCUGGACCAAGAGUCUCUGACUCAGACACGUCAAGAUUUUCAAAUCCCAGUCUUUGCGAUAGGACCUUCUCACACUCGCUUUCCGGCUUCUUCUAGUAGCUUACUAGCACCAGACGAGACUUGCAUUCCAUGGUUAGAUAAACAAGAAGACAGAUCCGUGAUUUACGUGAGUUUUGGAAGCCUCGUGACCAUAAGUGAAUCGGAGUUAUUGGAGAUUGCUUGGGGUCUAAGUAACAGCGACCAACCCUUUUUGUGGGUCGUACGUGUUGGUAUGGUCAAUGGCAUUAAAUGGAUCGAGGCUAUACCGGAAGAAGUCAUGGAAAUGCUUAAUAAGAAUGGAAAGAUUGUGAAAUGGGCACCGCAGCAAGAGGUUCUAAAGCAUCAAGCUAUUGGAGGAUACUUGACACACAAUGGUUGGAACUCAACGGUUGAGAGUGUUUGCGAAGGGGUUCCGAUGAUCUGUUUGCCUUUUAUAUGGGACCAGUUUCUAAAUGCAAGAUUCGUAUGUGACAUAUGGAGGGUCGGACUGCAUCUAGAGAAUCGGAUUGAGAGAAAUGAGAUCGAAGGAACAAUAAGAAUAUUAUUCUUGGAAGCUAAAGGAGAAGUAAUCCGUGAGAGGAUUGAACUUCUUAAGGAAAAAGUAGGAACAUCGGUUAAACAAAAUGGUUCGGCAUAUCAAUGUUUGGAAAGUUUGGUCGAUCAUAUAUUUCAUCUUUCUAGUAAUUAAUUGUAUGCCUGAUGCUUUGUUGAUCUUCUUGUUGCUGUAUAAUAACAUGUUAAUCUGUUAAAGAAAUAUAAUAUGUUAUC
Molecule: messenger RNA, 1479 nt
Organism: Brassica oleracea var. oleracea
Lineage: Eukaryota; Viridiplantae; Streptophyta; Magnoliopsida; Brassicales; Brassicaceae
Product: UDP-glycosyltransferase 76C4-like
Exons: 2
Coding region: 23-1399 (458 amino acids)
Molecular function (GO): UDP-glycosyltransferase activity
Source: RefSeq, a predicted model, not a curated record